Messenger RNA from Penicillium bovifimosum, 981 nucleotides. RefSeq names its product putative pectin methylesterase (gene pmeA). Gene Ontology annotation, molecular function: pectinesterase activity. The coding region runs from base 1 to 981 and encodes 326 amino acids. The record is from RefSeq and is a predicted model, not a curated record. Gene Ontology annotation, biological process: cell wall modification. The transcript has 3 exons. Lineage: Eukaryota; Fungi; Ascomycota; Eurotiomycetes; Eurotiales; Aspergillaceae.
AUGCAUCUACGGACUCUCCUUCUCACAGCCCUAUCCCUCGGCACGACGGCCAUCAGUGCACCUACUGAACUAGCCCCUCGCGCAAGCAGGAACAGCGCACCAUCCGGCUGUCUAACAGUUGGCUCAGGCGGUUCAUACUCAACUAUCGCCAGUGCACUCGACGCCCUCGGCACUUCCUCAACGGCAGCUUGUAUUUACAUCGCAAGUGGCACAUACCAGGAACAGCUUACUAUCAAAUAUGCCGGUGCCCUGACCUUCUACGGCCAGACUGAAGAUACGGGGUCGUAUAAGCAGAAUACAGUGACUAUUACGCAUACUAUCUCUUCACCGGAGGCUGGCUCGCUGGAUAAGAGUGCGACUGUGAAUGUUGUUACGGCUGGGUUUAGGAUGUACAACAUCAACGUGGUUAAUGGUUAUGGGAAAGGUGCCCAGGCUGUUGCGCUGGUUGGCAAUGCGAAUAAACUUGGAUUCUAUGGUUGUCAGUUCUCGGGAUAUCAGGACACCCUGUAUGCUAAAUCGGGGACUCAGUAUUAUUCUAAUUGCAAGAUUGAGGGAGCUGUGGACUACAUCUUCGGCGAUGCCUCCGCUUGGUUCGGCGAAUGCGAUAUCGUCUCCAAUGGACCGGGCGCCAUCACCGCCAGCUCGCGCGAGACAACCAGCGACACCGCUUGGUAUGCAAUGGAUCACUGCAAUGUGAAGGCUGCGGCAGGAACUAGCCUUGAUGGGACCGUUUACUUUGGUCGGCCGUGGAGAGUCCUCGCUCGUGUGAUAUAUCAGAACUCCGACCUUGGUAGUCUGAUCAAUGCCAAGGGAUGGACAACAAUGGCUGAUGGGGCUACGCCAUUGUAUUAUGAGUAUAAUAAUUCUGGAGAUGGGUCUAACACUUCCAAGCGGGAGUAUACCUCGGCUAUUUCAGCGGGAGUCACGAAGAAGACGGUUCUGGGGAGUGAUUAUGGGGACUGGAUUGACUCUAAUUAUUGA